Cotesia congregata is the source of this 372-nucleotide messenger RNA. The record is from the annotation of a GenBank genome assembly. NCBI's taxonomy places the organism in Eukaryota, Metazoa, Arthropoda, Insecta, Hymenoptera, Braconidae.
GUAUAAACAAACAAACAUACAACAAUUUACAAGUAACUAUUUUUUAUUUUAAAUAACUUAAUAAAAUUUAAAUAAAUAUUAUUUUUUUUUGGAUCAAUUUCCAAUAAGAGAUCAAUAAAUCGCAAGAAUGUCGAAAAUAAUUUUGGCUAUUUUCUUAAUCGUCCUGUGUGGGCUCAUUUUUGUUACUGUAGACGCAAGGAUUAAUAAUCCAUGUAAGACUAAUAGAGAUUGUGAUAAAUUUAACGAAUACUGCGAAACUCAAGGUGAUGAAAAUGGGAAUUACGCAGGAAUGACAUGUCAAGAUAUAAACCUCUUAGUAUAAGUCAGCAGUAUAAUGUGGUCUAAUAAUAAACGCAUCUGAUUUAUCAAGAU